Molecule: messenger RNA, 843 nt
Organism: Melopsittacus undulatus (budgerigar)
Lineage: Eukaryota; Metazoa; Chordata; Aves; Psittaciformes; Psittaculidae
Product: T-cell activation Rho GTPase-activating protein-like
Exons: 7
Coding region: 1-843 (280 amino acids)
Biological process (GO): signal transduction
Molecular function (GO): GTPase activator activity
Source: RefSeq, a predicted model, not a curated record
AUGCUGCCACAGCCCAUCCAGGACCUGCUGGCUCUGCUCAGUGAGCACGGCACAUCCACAGAGGGGAUAUUCCGGCUGGCAGCCAGCCAGCGUGCCUGCCGGGAGGUCAGGGAGGCCCUGGACAGCGGGGUUCCAGUGCAGCUGGAAACCCAGCCCGUGCUGCUGCUGGCUGUCCUCCUGAAGGACCUCCUCCGGAAUAUCCCCUCUAAGCUCCUCAGUGUCCACCUUUAUGAGGAGUGGAUGGAUGCCAUGGAGAAGACCAGCAGGCAGGAGAGGCUGGCAGCACUGAAAGAGGUGGCCAGCAAGCUCCCUGAGGCCAACCUGCUCCUGCUGCGGCAGCUGCUGUCGCUGCUCAGCGGCAUCAGCAAGAGCGUGGCCACAACCAAAAUGACUGCUGGGAACCUGGCCAUCUGCCUGGCCCCAAACCUCCUGAGCCCACCCCAGGAGCUGCCCCUGGAUGUCCUGGCUCAGGAGACAGGGAAGGUGACCCAGCUUGUUGAGUUCCUCAUCAACCACCACGAGGAACUCUUUGGUGAGCAGGUGGCCAGGGUGGCCAACGAGGGGGCCGAGGAGACACCAGCACCACAAGCAGAGCUGGAAACAGCAGAGGUCCUUCGCAUAACACCAGGAAGCGAAGAGCAGCCUGGGAAGAGGGCAGCGACGGGCCACCGUGCCCGAAGAAGAUCAGAACUGAGCUGUCCGGGAUGGGCGACUGAAGAAAUACAAGCAGGGGAAGAACAAGGCACCCAGGUGCCUGUUUACCACUUCGAUUCCCCUCAUGCACCCUGCUGCCCGGGCUUGGAUUUCCACCCUGCGGCCCCAGUACCACCUCGGCAGCAGUGA